AUGUUGUCAAAAUAUAAUCGCGUUAUUGAAAUUGAUGGCGGUAGUUCUGACAUUUCGCUACCCAUCGUCAACUUCCCACCGUUCAAACUUAGAGCGCAAUUAAUUGAAAAAGACCCUGUCGUCUGGUUGCAUUUACUAGAGACCUAUGUAAAAUAUUUUGAGUAUCUGAUGCAGGGAACCAACGUCGAAUUAUUAGAUGACUCCACUCUUGAUCAUCUUCGCCUAUUUUUAAGAACCUACUUGCAUGAAAUUGCGGAUGAGGAGGGAAAGCUACUAAGUCUCGGUAUCAAUCAUGAUGUAUCUGAGCAGUUGCAGCUAUUAAAGGGUUGGAUAUUUUUAUUGAUCAAGAAAUGUGGCCUAUUACAUUUCCAAAUAUUUGGUGAUUCCCUAUGGAAUUUGAUCAAAAUAUAUGUCAAGCGCAACCCUGAUUCUAUUCGUGGUCUGAUUGAUGGCUCUUUGAAACCACUAAUAAAUACGCAACGGGUCCAAUUGGACAAAACUUAUCAGGUCCAGCAGCAUUUAAAGCAGCUAAUAGAGUCUGGGAAGUUCAAAAGAUUAGAUCUAAAAUGCGUCGAAGAUCUGCUCGCAGCCAAAUCUAUACAGCCAAAUAAAUUUGCAGAAAAUUUCUUUACAGCAAAUUGGAUUGAAAUUCUGGAACCACUAUGGGGGAAGGGUCAAGGCAGAGCUCAUAAAGCCGCCAGAGAGUUAAUCAUUAUCAGUCUAUUUUCUGUUUCUGCUGGUCAUGUUCUGAAAAUAACUAAGGAAUUGGGUAUAAGCAAUUUUGACACACUAGCUCUAUAUCCACUGCUGGGAACAAUGCUCAUAAAUGAGAGAAUUCACAAACGGCUUCCUGAAUUAAAAAGCAAGCUCCUUUUCUUGAACUUGGGGUCGUUAUCUAUUAAUGACGAAAACAAUAUAAACUAUCCAGUAUCAACGAGUACUGAAGUCGAUGAGGAACAAUUAUCCUCAUUAAUGGAAUUGUUCCCGCAGUUCUCUAAAAAUCAAUUAUUGCAGGCGCUUCUUGCUUAUGACAAUAACAUUGAAUUAGUAACAAAUAAGAUAUUUGAGGAUUCCACUAUUAUCGAAGCUUUUGCCAAGGAACCUGAGGAAGCAAAGACAGAAGCGGUCUUAGGCGAGCUCACUUUAUCUGAUAGAGUGCCUAGUUCAAAAAAUAAGAAUUUAGAUAAAAGGAUCAUCUCUGCGGGUGUUCCGGAUGAGUUAAGAAACAGAACUUUGACAAGAGCAUUGAAGCUUUUGUAUGAAGCCGACGAAGAUGAAAGGGAUGACACAUAUGAUGAAGCCGAUGUGAUUCGGUCUGGUCCAUCGAAAAGGAUCGAUCUCCAAGAAGAUGACGAAAGGGACGGUACCGGUGAUAACACUAGUGAAGUGCGGCAAGUUUGCAAGUAUGAUGCUAUUGAAUCUUACUUGUGGCAUUUAUUGAAGGAGGAUCCAACAUUAUUUGAAAGAUCGAAAAGAGGCACAAAAGAAAGGAAGAAUAUGAAAGAGCAGAUAUCAUGGUCAGAUGAACAAAUUGAGGGUUGGUCGCGUAUGCUGGAAAGAUCUCCCAAACGAGCCAUGCUACUAGAAAAAAAAUUUAUGUUCAAAGGCAACAGCAGAACAGGAAAAACGUCGUAUGUCCAUAAUCGGGAUAGCGAAAUUGAUGGAAGUUUUGACAAGGAAGAAGCAAAAAGGAAAGCAUCCAAGGAAAUCAAGAAAGAUGAACCUCAAUCUGCUGAAAAAAAGAAAAGGCAACGUAACAGAAGUGAAAAAAACAAAGGGGCAAAAGCUAACCACAAUCGCAAGAAAGGCCAUGAUAAGAAAUUGGCUCGUGCGUGA
Saccharomyces kudriavzevii IFO 1802 is the source of this 1836-nucleotide messenger RNA. It is a transcript of the gene CUE3, whose product is annotated as Cue3p. NCBI's taxonomy places the organism in Eukaryota, Fungi, Ascomycota, Saccharomycetes, Saccharomycetales, Saccharomycetaceae. The record is from RefSeq and is a predicted model, not a curated record. The transcript has a single exon. Gene Ontology annotation, molecular function: ubiquitin binding. The coding region runs from base 1 to 1836 and encodes 611 amino acids.